AUGUGUGGAUGCUUCCGUCAAAACUCAACUUGACCGUCAAUACAAUUGGUUGCUAUAUCGGGGAGUAAUAUACCUCUAAAAUCAGCAUACAUCGGUUUUACGCUACAGAUUACCAGCUGAAUUGCAACUAGUUUUGGUGGGGCUGUCUCUUUGCUAAGAAACGUGGUUGCGUCAGCACUCGACCAUAGUGAACCAACUUGAUUGUGACGAAUCUGGGGCAAAUGUUUUUGAGGGGUUGGUUGCGAAAGGGCGGUCCUGCAGAGCUACCCCCACUUUCAAAAUUGGAUGGAGAGGUAGCGAAAGAUGAUCCGAUGGACGCAGAGGUGGAUGAACGGCGGCUCAGCGCUACCGACUCAGCUUUUGGUGUUGAAGAGAUUAUCAGAAUUGAUUUCUUAACAGCCCUUCCGUACGAGCUAGCGGUUAAUGUUGUUAUGGAAGUCAACGAUUUUUAUACCGUGGAAUCAAUCGCAAUGGUUUCUAAACGAUGGCGAAAGCUUGCCACCGAUAAAGAAGUGUGGAAAAAGUUAUAUUUCGGUCAAUGGGGCUCCAGGACACCUGAGUCGACAUUAAAAAAACUACGCCAUGCGAAUCGAGAUUGGAAGCGACUGCAUUUCCAACGGCAGCUAUUGGAGCGGAACUGGAGCAAGGGGAUCGUAACAGCAAAAUAUCUAAGUGGCCAUCAUGAUGCUGUCUACUGCAUUCAGUUCGAUCAUAAUCAGAUAAUAUCAGGCUCCAGAGACCGAACGAUAAAGUUUUGGGACUUAGAAUCACGUAAAUGUACCCAGACACUCGAAGGUCAUAAAGGGUCCGUUCUCUGUCUCCAGUACGACUUGCGAUAUAUUGUGACAGGGUCAUCGGAUACAACCAUCAUUAUUUGGGACUAUGAAACCAAAAAGAAGCUUCGUACCUUGGAAGGCCAUACCGCUCCGGUUCUUGAUGUUCGCUUCAAGGACAACAUUGUCGUCAGCUGUUCAAAAGAUUGCACCAUAAAGAUCUGGGACAUCUCCAAUGGCCGUCUUCGAAGGACCCUACAGGGUCAUCAUGCAGCAGUCAAUGCGAUUCAUCUUCACCAAAAUUACGUUGCAUCAGCUUCCGGAGAUUGCAUCAUUAAACUGUGGGACAUUGAUACCGGAAGAUGUAUACGUGACUUUGCUGGCCACGCCCGGGGUUUAGCAUGUGUCCAGUUUGAUGGAGAAUAUCUUGUGAGCGGCUCAAAUGAUAAAACAAUACGCAUAUGGAACGCCCGCACUGGGGAAUGUCUGCGUACAUUGACAGGGCAUGAGGAUCUCGUUCGAACACUGUGUUUUGACAGAAGACGAAUCGUUUCGGGCUCGUAUGAUCAGACGAUCAAAGUCUGGGACUUUCGAACGGGGGAUCCGCUAAUGACGCUGAAAGGAGCUCAUAGUAGCUGGGUCUUCCAUGUGCAGAUGGAUGCGGCGAAAAUCAUCAGUGCAAGCCAGGACAAGAAGAUUGUGAUAUGGGAUUUUACCAAUAAGGUAGAGAACGUUAUGGACUUCAUAUAGCAGGGAAGUAGUCAUGUUAUUCAGCAUUUGCUCCCAUCCGAAAUAUCCGGUGGUGUCAUGUAGUUACAAUUACGAAAGGCAUAAAAUAUUUCCAAAUGCUACUGCCUGGAGUUUUUACUCCCAUCCAUACCCAUGCCCAAAUAUCUCCCAAUAAUCUUAUCUUCUAGUACAUAGUCUGCUCCAGUAGUGUU
Messenger RNA from Spizellomyces punctatus DAOM BR117, 1714 nucleotides. RefSeq lists its product as uncharacterized. Bases 222 to 1523 code for a protein of 433 amino acids. The transcript is spliced from 4 exons. Gene Ontology annotation, molecular function: protein binding. The record is from RefSeq and is a predicted model, not a curated record. NCBI's taxonomy places the organism in Eukaryota, Fungi, Chytridiomycota, Chytridiomycetes, Spizellomycetales, Spizellomycetaceae. Gene Ontology annotation, biological process: maturation of 5.8S rRNA from tricistronic rRNA transcript (SSU-rRNA, 5.8S rRNA, LSU-rRNA); maturation of LSU-rRNA from tricistronic rRNA transcript (SSU-rRNA, 5.8S rRNA, LSU-rRNA). Gene Ontology annotation, cellular component: PeBoW complex; preribosome, large subunit precursor.